AUGAAGAAAAGAUGGCAGCAAGAAGAAAAUAAUCGAAUCAAAAUCAACGUCGAUGGUGCUUUCUUGCCGAUAUUGACACAGAGAGGACUUGGUGGUGUUGUACGUGGCUCUCAAGGUCAGUUCAUUGCUGCUUUUGCUCACUCCAUUCAACAUGUUUGUUUUACCAAACAUGUGGAGCUAUUAGCCAUCAGGGAGGGUAUUGACCUGGCACAACAAAUGCAAAUGUCACAGGUUUCCAUCGAAUCUAACUACCUUGCUGCAGUUCAAACGAUUGCCCAUUCCGACUCGAGUUUCUCUGAUUUUGGUAAUAUCAGUGAUGACAUUCAGGAGGACCUAAGAGGUCCACAAGGUGUCCAGAUCAAUUUUGCUCCUAGAACUUACAACCAGGUGGCUCACAGACUAGAAAAUAUCGGUUUUGAAUCCGGUCAGAAUGAAGCUUGGUUCAUUCAAGCUCCUAGUUGUAUUAGUGACUUACCUCAACAUGAUUGGGCUUUAGAUGUCACGCGAAUAAUUGGUCUUGGUGUUGGUCUAUAUAACAUUGUCGUUACUAGUUCUCAUAUCUUUUACAUGUUAAAAGGAUGGAGGAAUAGCCAGGACAUAUUUUCCAGUCAGUAUGGUUCAUACUCGUCGUAA
This is a messenger RNA of Rosa rugosa (rugosa rose), 633 nucleotides long. RefSeq lists its product as uncharacterized. The transcript has 2 exons. Lineage: Eukaryota; Viridiplantae; Streptophyta; Magnoliopsida; Rosales; Rosaceae. The coding region runs from base 1 to 633 and encodes 210 amino acids. The record is from RefSeq and is a predicted model, not a curated record. Gene Ontology annotation, molecular function: nucleic acid binding; RNA-DNA hybrid ribonuclease activity.